Molecule: messenger RNA, 3951 nt
Organism: Acanthopagrus latus (yellowfin seabream)
Lineage: Eukaryota; Metazoa; Chordata; Actinopteri; Spariformes; Sparidae
Gene: emilin3a
Product: elastin microfibril interfacer 3a
Exons: 4
Coding region: 644-3460 (938 amino acids)
Cellular component (GO): extracellular matrix
Molecular function (GO): protein binding
Source: RefSeq, a predicted model, not a curated record
CCUGUCUUCAUGUUCUACACUCUGGAUGUGAUGAGCCAUUUCCCCUCUGGUUUGCCGUGAUGUCAGCAUGGGAAAAUAGCUCAUGGGAAUUCAGCCACUGCUCUGAUUGGUAGAGCGGCCUCCAAACUACACAUAUAAUAAAAAACUGGUCUUUCUAUAAAGUUACGUAAUACAGAAAACCACAGGAAUAACAUGAACUGGGAAGGAGAUGACUCUCUUCUCUCCGCCGGGCGUCACCUUGGUGUUACUUUGAGGGAGGUUGAGUGGGAGGAGAUAUGCAGAUGGUGACUGUGAAGCCCUAUUAGUGGCGUCUGUAGUCCACCAAACUCACAGUGGACUGUUGUCACUCCAACGCAGUCCUCCACACCCACAGCCAGUGUUAGGGUCAAUGCUCACAAGGUGGCAUUCUGCUUCAUAGCACAGUCAAAAAGGCUGAACUAGAGAGACUGAAUUCUUCUUUAAGCCUUUUUUGAGAUAUCUUUUACCAAUACAGUCAUUUCCAUUUCAAGUGAUCGGAGAGGAAUAUUCAGGGUAAUAUUUGCCCUUGAUGGUGGAUUACUUUUUCUUCUUUGAGAUCUACUUUACCUCAGUUUGAGGACUCCUUUCUCCAAGCUUUUGAUUUUUAACACGAGGAUAUUCAAGGAUGCAUUUUGUGACGACUGCGAGUCCUUUGGUGUUCAUGACUUUAUUUCUGUCACUGGUCGAAACCAAGUUCUACAGACCGUUCCAGUUUAACCAGUAUAAAGCUGGGCUCAGUCAACACCAUGAUCCAGGGAAUCCCACCAGCAGACACAAAAACCACUGUGCCUAUGUCACUGAAAAGACAGUGUCCUUCACCGUGCAGGACGGCGCAGCCCCGUAUGUAAAAGCUGAGUACAACAAGUGCUCUUGGGGUCAGAAGUGUCCAACUCUCCAGUAUCGUCUGAUGUACAAACCACUCUACAAGGUGGCACAUAAAACUGUCACAGAGCUGGAGUGGCGCUGCUGUCCUGGGUACUCUGGUUAUGGCUGUAUGGAGGGACAUCCAGUUUACCAACACACCAUGAAAAUGAUGCCACCUUUCAAGGGCCCACCAAUGAAAGGCCCGCAGUUUAAGGGGCCACAGUACAAAGGUCCAAUGUUCAAGGGUCCCAUGUUCAAGGGCCCUCCUAUUAACACUGCUGUGAAGGCCAACCCAUGGAGCCAAAAAGGACCUCCCACUAACGGCUUCAACUCUUAUCCAAUGCGUCACUUUGGACCUCCGAGGUCCGCCUACCCUGACACCUCCUUUGAGCCUUUUCCGUCUGAGCCAGAGCCGAUGCCAGAGCACCAGGAACCACAUCACACAGAGCACAACCCAGAACACGAACAUGAGCUUGAGCAUGAGCAUGAGCAUGGCCAAGGACCAGAGGAACACGUACCAGAGGAACAUGUAGCAGAGGAACAUGUACCAGAGGAACACGUACCAGAGGAAAUCCCUGCACCUCUCUCUGGUGGUGAUCAACCUGAGAGUGAGACCAUAGGCAAGGCCCUUGACAGUGAGACAGAGGAACGAAUAUUUCGAAUGGAGGAGGAUGUACAACGUCUGAACCAGGGUCUGGAGACCCUGAGGGGAACCGUGAAUGGAUUGGAGGACAGUCUACGAGCCUCGCUGAGAGAGGACGCCAAUAGGAUGCUGUCGGCUCUGCUAUCUGCUGCCCCUGGUCCUGUCCCUGCUCCAGCUGUAGCCUCCAGUCCAUCCACCAUGGGGUUUGUGGAGAUUCCCGCGGGAGAUUCUGAGAUAGGAGGUCUAGAUGGUAGACAUGUGUUUCCAGGCCUCACAGAAUUAAAUGUAAGAGUAGAGGAGCUCAGGACAGAGCUGCAAGCGAAGACAACAGAGCUGCAGGAGAUUAAAGCAACAGUGAUGGGACAUGAAGGAGCACUGAAGAAGAUGUCCAAUAGAGGAGUGGUGUCAGACUCCACUGCCAAUCUCGAGGGACAUGCCCAGAGUGCAUUGGAGAAGUCGAUAGAUGCCAAGCUGAGUGAGGCCAGGACAGAAAUUUUUGGUGGGCUUGAGAAGCGUGUGGAGAGCGCAGAGGGCCGAUGCGAGGAGAAAGCCGGGGAUGUGCGUCGUCAGUGCCAGAGGGAGCAAGGUGAGAGGCAGGAGCAGAUGGAAGAUGCUCUGGCGGAAAGUAGCACAGACUUGAGAACAGAGCUGAGAAGCCUCCAGGCACAGAUACAUGGUUUAAAGGCUGCAGAUGGCUGCUGUGUUGGAGUGAGUGGACUGGCAGAAAGGGUGCAGCUGCUGGAAACAUCAGUGGCAGGCCUCAACCAGUCCCAGGGCCACCUGAGAGUGGAGCUGGGUGGACACAAGGACCACAUAGAGGGAAUGCUUGCGGGGCGUCUGGGAUAUGUGGAGGCAAAGCUCAACCUGACCGGGAAGAUUAAAGGUAAUGAGCCUGGAAGGAAAAGUGGUAUCCCAUACAAAGCUGAGACGGGACAAGGUCUGGAGGACAGAAUGGAGGGUAAGUUGAGGGCUCUAGAAGGCCGUUUACUGACAGCUUUGGAGGAGCUGGGUAAUGUCACUGCUCCCGCACUGCUGGAGGGUCAUGCUGUCCCCACUCUGGAGACGGAGCUGGAGUCCCUCCGAGGGAGACUAGAGGUGGAUGUGGACCAAGUGAAGAAGCACCUGAGCAGCCUUGAGAUUCUCUGCUCCACUUCCUGUUCCUCACCUCAAAACCCAUCCGCCAUCCAGGGAGACUCAGCAGCACCAAGUGCAAAGCUGUCAUCAGAGCAGAAUGUGAAGGAGGUACUCGACCUGCAAGACGACCGUUUGAACAACCUCAAUAUCACACUGCAGCACAUCCUGAAAAAUCUGACUCACAGGAACGAGCAGGAACAAGCAGAGGCAGAUUAUCCCAUCAAGGGGGAGCUCACAAUACUGAAAUUCAAUGUCCGCUCAGUCAACCACACCCUGAGAGACCUCCAGGAUUCCCUUGGGACAGUGGUCCACCAGGUGGGUCAAAACAACAGCACCUGGCAUGAAAGAGAGGCUCGUCUGGCCCAGCAGAUAAAGGGCGUGGUCCAGCUGGUUGGACAUCAAGCUUCCAUGCUUGGGGCAGGUGAGCGAAGGCUGGCACGACUCAGAGGUGAGCUGCAGACGAUGAAGAGGCGACUUGCUCAGGAGGUCCAAGGCUGCCGGAGCACAGCAAUGGGAGUCCAGAAGGAGGUCACUGAGGUAGGAGGGCGUGUCGCCAGUGUGGAGGACCAGUGUAAGGGCCUGAAUUACUUGGCAGAGGACCUUGAGAGAAUCAGGGAGGAGCUGGAAGGACAGUCGAAUGGGCUUCUUCUGCAAAUGAAUGGGACUCUUACCAGUCACACUCAGCAGCUGUCUGAGCUGAGAGGCGAAGUCAGAAACUGCACCUCCAAGGCGUCGCCAACACAACAGAGUUUAGAGUCAGAGGCAGAGCUGAGACGAGGGGACACCUUCACUUUGAAUUAGCUCAGUUUAUAAGAACAACAGAUUUCAAGAAUGAAUGAAAAAGGAUAAAUGUUUUGCAGGUGUUUCAGGGGUCCACUAAAAAACCCAAUCUCAUUAACUGAACUGUACAAUACAAAGGUUUUGAACCUGCACUGACAUAAGGAUGGUCUUAGUUUGCUUACAGUAUAAAAUGAAAACGGCAGCUAAUUCCGACUGCACUAACAACACAAAGUCUAAGAAAAUGUGUCAUAUUGGUGCUACGAUUAAAUGUUUGUUGUAAUGGACAAUUAUUUAUAGACCACCAGCGACUGAAUGAGUGACAAACAGCAGUAAGCUGCACCUGUGUUACUGUACUGUUUCUGUAAAGCUUAAAAAUAAUUCUUAUAUGAGCAUUUUAACAAUGUUGACAUGUUUAAAUUUUGUACUGAUUUUUCUACAAGUAUACAUGAUGUUAUGUUUCUAUGUGGUUUUAUUUGUUGAGCAUUUGUUUCUAUUCUUGAUGUAAUAAUGAA